Molecule: messenger RNA, 6480 nt
Organism: Anguilla rostrata (American eel)
Lineage: Eukaryota; Metazoa; Chordata; Actinopteri; Anguilliformes; Anguillidae
Product: cell surface glycoprotein CD200 receptor 1-A-like
Exons: 10
Coding region: 182-1192 (336 amino acids)
Biological process (GO): regulation of neuroinflammatory response
Molecular function (GO): signaling receptor activity
Source: RefSeq, a predicted model, not a curated record
UCAGUGGUAAGAGUUGCUGAGGUGACAGGAAGUUGAGAGUCAGCUAUUUGCCUUGUGUGUGGGAGAAGGAGAUGAGGGUGCCUCAUUAGUUCCUUAGAGACGUGCAAAAAGUGGCAGCCAGGGGAUUCUGGGAGACGUAUGCCAGGUCAGAGCAGUACUCACACACAACACGUGCAUCCAAAUGCCAUACACCUCAGGAGCCCCUGAGGGGAACAUGGAUAGUCAAAGAAUUCUUGUCACCAUUUCCCUGGUGAUGGCACUUUCUGCCUCCUGUAACCUGGCCCAAAACACAGGAACUAAUUCCACUACUACUUCCCCUGGCACUCAUACUACCACAAAACCUCUCUUUACUGACCACAGGAAUGAAAAAUAUACCAUUGGCAAGAGUGUUAAUCUCACAUGUACAAAUAAGACAUGGACCGAGAUGUUCUACACCACCUGGAGGAUCCCUAGAAAUGGAAACCACUGCACAAUAGCAGCUAGCACAGACAAACCUCCUCAUGACACGUGUUUGGAUGGAAAAGUCAUGCGCAACACAUCUAAUGGGGAAUCCUACUUGCACAUUCCUAUUUUUAAAGUCACAGAUAUAGGAAUUUAUAGGUGUGAAACUGCAUUUCAAGGUGCAAGUCUCAUAGCAGAAAUCACUGUAUCUGCCAUAGUUUCCCCACAGAUAUUCACCAGACUGGUUAUCAUCAGGGAUGGUAAGAGAGAGGCUGUCUGUUCAGCUAUUGGUGGUAAACCAGCUGCCUCCAUCUCCUGGAGAAAUGCGUGGAACUCCAGUGUGACUCAGACUUCCAAAAAUAAUACAGACGACUCCUUCACUGUGGAGAGCAGACUGAUCGUCCCUGACCAUGUUCCUGCUGACAACCUGAGCUGCAUCAUCACCCACCCCAGAUGGACAGAGGGUCACACUGAACUGAUUUUAGCGUUAAACCAUGAAGAAGACUUCAAAUGGUUUUGGAUAAUAAUUCCAUUGGGGUCCAUCAGUUUCAUAGCAGCCAUUCUGACUGGAUUUUACAUCACAAGAAAGCAUCUCGCUAAACUGAGAAAUUGCUGGAAAUCCAAUAUUCCUGCUCCUCCUCCACCCAAAACACCACAGGCACAGGAUGUGGAGGAGGUUGAGCCCUACGCCAGUUACGUACAGCGCAUCAACUCCAUUUACAACUCCUCAGCCGAACUCUGCAACGCCUAGAGCUGACUUUCGGGAACCCACGCCACGAGCGCGGUCCGCACCGACAGACACCUACCGCAAAAAGACAGAAAGGGAAACAGAGGAGGGGGGAGUGGGUGGAGAACUUGGAGGUUACAGAAACCCAGGAGACAGUAACUGCGGCAAGAAGCAGCCAGUUUUGCAAAAGAAGCUUGGAUCUACUGCCUGGAAGUCUCAGAUGACACUUUUAACAGCUUAGAAUGACACCUGCAAAAUAUUUGAACCAUGAGAGAGGAUUCACACUUUUUGCUCCUGUUGCUUUAUUCCCACCCACCCAGAGAGCUGUUGUUGAGUGUUUCACUUCUACUUGACUGAAAAUACAGGAGCAGUACUGACAGCACAACAAUUUGUCCAAAAAAGGAAGAGCAGACUCAUUAGCCCUGGAACAAGACCAGGUCAAAACCUAAUAUGGUUACAAUGGUGUAACUUCAUAACUCAGCCGACCAAUGGUGGAACUUCAUCACUCAGUCACUCGGUCAGUCACAGACAUUCACGUUUGUAGGGCUGGCCCCGCUGUUGCAGUCCAGCCAAAAAUUUUAUUUGAAGGACCGUCAACAGUUUGUUUAAUUCAUCAUUAAUGUUCAAGAUAUUGUAUUUUUAAAAGGAAAAUUUUUGCCUUUGCAUUUGCUUUAAUUUUCUUGUAAUGGGGAAUAGUGCAAUCUUAAAUGUUUUCAAAUGCAAGAUAUGAAGAAAUCCCACUGGCUGAAUUGUACUCAUCUCAUACGGUUUGAACACUGUAGAAGUAUGAUUCUAAAUGUGCACCAUACAGGUGCGUUAUUGCAUAAUAAUAAUGAUAAUAAUAAUAAUAAUAAUAAUAAUAAUAAUAAUAAUAAUAAUAAUGUUGCUGUUGAAUGUUAAAAAUCUUAUUUAAAGAACACAUUUCUGUCACGUGAAAUUGUUACAUCCUAUAUAUUUCAAAAUUUGGAAAUUAAAAUAAUUUUUGAUACUGGUAAUCUAACUGGUGAUGUCAUAUCUAGUUAAAUGAGACUAUUUUGCUGAUGGAUCUGUGAUGUUACAAUCCUUUCACUGACUAAUGACCAGAGAUUCUCUAUAGCAGUGCUCCCAAACCUGUUAUUGGAUAUCCCCUUAAUGGACCCAAGUAUUUGAUGUGUUCCACCUCAAGCACACAUUUAAAGCUCUUUUUCAUAUAAUUAAUUCCUUAUUGUUAUCUGGCUAUGUUCCCAUAGAUUGCCAUAUUCUCCCCUGUAGGCAAGAAAAAAGACUUGGUGUCACUGGGAAAGCCCUAAUGUGCUUUAAAUCUUAUCUUGCUGAUUGAUCUCAAUCUGUUAAUUCCAUAACUUUUGGUGUACCUCAAGGAUCCAUGCUGGGUCCUUUGCUCUUUUCUCAGAACAUGCUCCCCCUUGGGAACAUCAUAAGCAGACAUGAUGUUAACUAUCACAGCUAUGCAAAUGAUAAGCAACUUUACUUAUCUUUUAAACCAAGUGAAGUUGAUCUGCUAGUCAAAUCUUCAAGACACAAAGGCUUGGAUGACCCAAAGUUUCCUCAUGUUGAAUUCUGAUAAAACUGAGAUGCUUAGGUUCCAAAUCUCUUUAAAUUCCCCAAAUAUAUAUAGUUUCUCUGUCUCUGCAGUUAUUGAAAACCUUGGUGUAACAUUUGAUUCAGAUCUCUCCUUUCAGACCCAGAUUAAUAAUGUCAUUAGAGUGGCCUUCUUCCACCAGAAGAACAUAUCUAAAUUAUGGAAGAUGUUAUUCCUCCAGGAUGCUUAAAAAUGGUUCAUGCAUUUGCAGCCUCCUGGCUUGAUUAUAUAUUUCAUAGACUGGUUGCAACAAUUCAGCCCUGAAAUAUCUCUGAAAUAUUGUAGAGAAUGCAGCUGCUAAGGUUCUUACUAGAACUAAGAAAUGGAAAAAUAUCAGUCCAGUGCCAGUCCAAAUUUAGAAUUGACUAUAAGAUCCGACUGUUAACUUAUAAAGCUUUAAAUGGUUUGGCUCCAGAAUACCUUAGUGAAUUAUUUAUUCCUUACUCUCCUCUAAGAUUACUUGGUUCUCAAGAUGCUGGUCAUGUGAAAAUUCCAUGCAUAAUCUAAGACUACAAUGGGAGGUGGAGCCUUCUCUUACAGAGUUCCUGUUUUAUGGAACCCUCUCCCCAUGCAUGUGCAGGCUUCAGACACACUCUGUCUUAAAGUGUAGACUUAAAACUUAUCUCUUUAGCCAAUAGUUAGCCAUUCCUCUAGUCCUAUGUCCUGUUAAAUGGUCAAGUUUAAUCUGGACUACUGAGUGGGCCAGGGCAUACUUUCAGAACUUCCACUCAAACCAGCAGGACCAGAUACAGCACGUGCUUAUCAAAUCUAAGCAGCACUUGUUAGUGGGCUGUUUACAUACAUCUGAGGUGUCAAGCAGGCCGUUAUAGAGCUGACAAAAUCAGUUAUCUAGCGUGAAGUGUCAAACUGGCCUGAACAGAUCUGACACACUUGGUAGUUCAGCCUUUUUGCAUGAAUGUUUGAUCUGAGUUAUCCCUACAGGGUUAGAGCAUACAUUGAAAUUGAGUUGGGGCUGCAGUACAUUUACUUUGUUGACAAUCUUUAUAGUGCCUAAUCUCAUAAUCGCUGUUUCUUUUUUCCUUGUCCCUCCUUUGUCCUGAGUUCACAAAACGCUCCAGCCUUGUUUCCUUGCCUGAGUUCCCGGGAUUGCUCCAGCCCUGUCAAUCACUCCAUGGCCACGGACCGCUGCAGCCCUGUUCCUCGCCAGUUCAUGCCUUGAUUCAGCCUGUAGCUCCAGAUGAAUUAACCAGACCCUCUAAACCGCACUAUACUAUACGAUUUGGACCUCUACUAUUCCAUUUAGUUUAUAGCCUCAGCUGUAACCAGCUGAACCCAUUUUAAUUUCUGUGAUUCUGUCAUUUAUUAUAUUCCAUUCUCCUAAUACUUUACACCAGGCCGGCCAAUGGAGCAUGGCCUUCCCCUCAAUAACCAGGCUCUGCCCGAGAUUUCUUCUCAGGGAGAUUUUUCUCGCCACCGUUUGAAGAUUUUUCUCCCCAGUGGAAGUUUUUUUUUACCUUGUGCUUGCUUUUUGGGGGUCCAGGCCUGGUUUUUGCUGUUUUACUCUGUUUCUUGCUCUUUUCACUGCUACUCUUUUCACUGUGUCUUUCUGGUAGUUCUCUGUAAAAAGCACUAUACAAAUAAAAACUGAAGAACACCUGAUACAACUAAUAAAACUCUUGAUUAGUUGUAUCAGGUGUGCUUGAGGUGGAACACAUCAAAUACCUGGAUCCGGUUAGGAGUACACCAGGAGAGUUUUGGGAACCACUGCCCAAUAGUAGUGCAGCCCCAGGGGCCUUAUAAAAUGGUCUUAUGUUCAAAUUGUAUCUUAAAUAGUGGCUUACACAGAAAACCAUGACUGAGUAAUUAUUUAUAAAAUCCCCCUUUGACGUGGAUAUGAUAGUAUCAGUAUCUCUACGUGAAGUUUCCACUAGACGUAAGUUAAUUACGAACUGUUAAGUCGAGUUACUGCACGUUUGAUGGCUGUGCAUGAAUCCCCUGGCUGUGUGCACACAUAAAUAAUUAAUACAAUUUAAUUGAUAAUUGAUAAUGUUUUAGGUAUGAAGAAUGCAAAAAUCAUGAUCCCAUGUAAGAUAUGAUGAAAUGUCACAAAUAGCCUGCUGUAUGAGAAAACUAUUAUUCAGUCAUGGCUGCACUAGCAUUAUUGGUGUUCAAAUUGAAGAUUGAGACUUAUAUAUCACAGGUGCGUAAGAUGCAGAUACAGCACUUAAAAUCAACGUGAGCAACUGUUUUUUUUUGUUUUGUUAUCAAUUACCUUUAUAAAUCAAGGGUAAGCACAACUCGGGACAUUAUUUUAAGGUUACGUUUAAUCAUAUAUUCAAUAAUAUGUUUAUCCAUGAAGCUCGAGGACCUGUAUUCUUGCAGCAUCAUAGACUUGAUUGCUGGCUUUGGAUUGGGUUAAGAAGUAAAACGUCUUACUGGUAGAAUAGACGUAAUUCCACAGGGCACAGUAAGUGCUUUCUUUGGCUUAACACUCCCCCGUGUGGUGGAGGGUCAUACUGGCAGGAAAUGACUUCAAAAACGGAAACAAAAUUGUUUACAAUGCAUGCCAUAUUUCAAUGCUUUGUAAGGAGUCUUAUGGAACUGGGAUCUAUCUUGAAUGAUCUUGGAACUUGUGGGUUGGAUUCCCAGAUAGGGCAUUGCCGCUGUACCCUUGAGCAUGGUACCUUCCCUGAAUUGCUUCAAUAACAUAUCUAGCUGUAUAAAUGGAUUGUAGCCUAGGUUAAAAAUGUAUUGAUGUAGGUCCCCCUGGAUAAAAGUAUGAACUAAAUACUGCAAUUUAUGUGAUUUGACUUUGGCAGUCCACGGUUGGCUGCAUUGUUCAGACACUGCAAUUGCUUAUGAUGCAAUCAUCUUUUUGAAUUGUUUUUUAAGUUAUUUUUUGCAUAGUUCUAACAUUUCCUUUCAACUUUUUUGUUAUUCCCAUAUAUUUCAGUUUUCUAAGAUGAGUGUUUCUUUGUACUGUGCCUAAGUCGAGACGGUCUUAACUUGAGACAUUCUUAGCGACAAAAACCCUUGCAGACUGUUAACCUACAUUUCAAGCAGGUUUCACAACUGCUGAGCUCAGGAAACUUCUGCUUCUCUUUAAUAGAAACAAAGAAAAAAAAAGAACAAGGCAGUAAAAGAACGCAUUGAGGUCUCAUCACUUCUUAAUUUUCCCCUGUAAAACUCUGAUGAUGCUGUUACACAUCGCUGCUCGCUCAAGCCUCACGCUCACGAUCAGUAAGGUGCACGGGAUCAUGGAACUGAUUUUGUUUGGGUUGACUGUAGCCCUGCAUCUAAAAGACACACACACUCAAGGGAUUCAAAUGAAAACUUUUGGAACGGGAAAUAAUGUAUCUCUCCUGUGCUCAAAUAGAAGAUGGAAUGAAUUAAACAUGGUGAGGUGGGACAUUAAGAGAAGAGAUGGAAGUGACUGUUUUGUGGCUUUGGAAUUUGAAAAUAUUACAAGAAACAGCACCUGUGAUUCCAGAAUAACAAUACAACAAAGGGGAGAUGGAGUGGUUUUACAAAUAUCCCCCUUCAACUCAUCUGAUGAAGGCAAUUACACUUGUGAGACUGUCUCCUUGCAUGAAGAUGAGCCUGCACAUUUUAAUGUGAAAGCUGAGUCUAAUGUGAACGCGUCCGAGGCUAAGCACCACCGGCCUUCGCCAGCUGGGACUGUGAUAUGGAGCGUGUGCGGCUCUGUAGCCCUCCUCACUUUGAUUGUGCUUUCCUCUGUGAUCAUCAGGAGAAAACUACAGAGGAAAGGGAG